Molecule: messenger RNA, 1412 nt
Organism: Drosophila takahashii
Lineage: Eukaryota; Metazoa; Arthropoda; Insecta; Diptera; Drosophilidae
Gene: so
Product: sine oculis
Biological process (GO): regulation of transcription by RNA polymerase II
Cellular component (GO): transcription regulator complex; nucleus
Molecular function (GO): DNA-binding transcription factor activity, RNA polymerase II-specific; RNA polymerase II cis-regulatory region sequence-specific DNA binding
Source: RefSeq, a predicted model, not a curated record
UAGAUUAGGUUACUCAAUUUACUUAGAGCGGAGUCCUUGAAAUUGAUCCCGCCACCCAUCCAAAUCUCCGAUUCCCGCAGAAAAUGUUACAGCAUCCCGCCACAGAUUUCUACGAUUUGGCGGCGGCCAAUGCGGCUGCCGUUCUCACCGCCCGCCACACGCCUCCUUACAGUCCCACGGGUCUCACGGGAUCGGUGGCCCUGCACAACAACAACAACAGCGCCACCAGCAAUAACAACAACAGCAGCACCCUGGACAUCAUGACGCACAACGGUGGAGCAGGAGGUGGCCUCCACCUGAACAGCGGCAGCAACGGAAGCGGCGGGGUGGUGGGUGGAGGAGGAGGCUCCGGCGGCAGGGAGAAUCUGCCCAGCUUCGGCUUCACCCAGGAGCAGGUGGCCUGCGUCUGCGAGGUUCUGCAGCAGGCGGGGAAUAUCGAAAGACUGGGCCGCUUCCUCUGGUCGCUGCCACAAUGUGAUAAGCUGCAGCUGAACGAGUCCGUGCUGAAGGCCAAGGCGGUCGUUGCAUUCCAUCGCGGCCAGUACAAGGAGCUGUACCGCCUGCUCGAGCAUCACCACUUCUCGGCCCAAAAUCACGCCAAGCUCCAGGCCCUGUGGUUGAAAGCGCAUUAUGUGGAAGCCGAAAAACUGCGCGGAAGACCCUUGGGUGCUGUUGGCAAAUAUCGUGUUCGCCGUAAAUUUCCAUUGCCCCGCACCAUCUGGGAUGGCGAGGAGACGAGCUACUGUUUUAAGGAGAAAUCCCGCUCGGUAUUGAGAGACUGGUACUCGCACAAUCCAUAUCCGUCGCCCCGGGAGAAACGCGAUCUGGCCGAGGCCACAGGACUGACCACCACGCAGGUUUCCAAUUGGUUCAAGAAUCGACGGCAAAGAGAUCGAGCUGCCGAACAUAAAGACGGCUCCACGGACAAGCAGCACCUGGACUCCUCCAGCGAUUCGGAGAUGGAGGGCAGCAUGUUGCCCAGUCAAAGUGCACAGCAGCAGCAGCAACAACAUCAACAGCAGCACUCGCCCGGCAACAGCAGCGGCAACAACAACAACAACAACGGGCUGCACCAGCAGCAACUGCAGCAUGUUGCCGCCGAUCAGAGCCUGCAACACCACCCACACCAGCAACAUCCCGCCAGCAACAUCAGCAGUGUCGCCAGCAAAAGCAGCAGUGGAGGUGGAGGAGGAGGAGGGGUGAGUGCAGCAAGCGGUGCACAAAUGCAAAUGCCCCCCCUCACCGCCGCCGUGGCCUAUUCGCACCUGCACAGCGUGAUGGGGGCCAUGCCCAUGACCGCCAUGUACGACAUGGGCGAGUACCAGCACUUAUGAUUCUAGUUGGAGGCGGCCGCUGCCGCCGGGGGCAGUGGCGGGGUCAGCAACAUGGGCGCCGGCCACAGCAGCAGCAGC